AUGGAAGCCAGUAGCCGCCUACUUCCGCGGACGAAGCAUCUGGUGUUUGUCAAUUUCCGUGGAGAGGAGCUGCGUUUCGGUUUCGUAAGCCAUCUCGUGGAAGCUCUCCAGAGACAUGGGAUCAACGUUUUCAUAGACAUGUUCGAGAGGAAAGGUGAAGACCUAACCAAUCUCUUCGUGAGGAUCGAAGAGUCGACCAUCGCUUUGGUGAUAUUCUCCCGGAGGUACACGGAAUCAAUAUGGUGCUUAGACGAGCUCGUGAAGAUCAAGGAACGUGCAGAUCAAGGACUACUCAAGGUCAUUCCCAUAUUUUUCAAAGUGGAACCAGUUACCGUGAAACAACUAAGGGGAGCAUUCGGCGAUCAGUUCAGGGAUCGAGAGUGGGAAUAUCGGUGUGAUAAACAGAGAACCGAGAGAUGGAAGGAAGCAUUGGCAUCUGUUUCUUGCAAAAUUGGUUUGACCUUUGACAAGAAAAGUAACGAGAGUACAUUUGUCACGAUAAUCGUUAAGGAGGUCGAGAGUAUGCUACAACAACAUGGAAAUUCUGUGGUCAUUCCAUUUUCAGGAGGAGGCCAGUUUAUGAACUUUCUAGAAUCGGGUCAGGGUCAAGGUCAAGUGGAUCUCUCAACAAAUAGUGACCUUUUGCACGAGAAGGGUAGGAUCGUGGAUGAAGAAGAUAGGCCAUUGGGCCUGUUUACUGCAUUAGUUAAGUUGUUUAGCCCAUUUUUAGAUAUAUGUAAACACUAA
Raphanus sativus (radish) is the source of this 747-nucleotide messenger RNA. RefSeq names its product protein PHLOEM PROTEIN 2-LIKE A8-like. The record is from RefSeq and is a predicted model, not a curated record. The transcript is spliced from 3 exons. Gene Ontology annotation, biological process: signal transduction. The coding region runs from base 1 to 747 and encodes 248 amino acids. NCBI's taxonomy places the organism in Eukaryota, Viridiplantae, Streptophyta, Magnoliopsida, Brassicales, Brassicaceae.